This is a messenger RNA of Plutella xylostella (diamondback moth), 933 nucleotides long. Lineage: Eukaryota; Metazoa; Arthropoda; Insecta; Lepidoptera; Plutellidae. The record is from RefSeq and is a predicted model, not a curated record.
AUGCCUAUCAACCGUUCUCCGCUCAAAGCAACAAAAAAGAAGUCUUCUGAUAAAGAUCCAUCGUUAACGUCCUCUGUAUCUAAUCUGGAUGAACGGUUUCUGUCGAGACACUCCGGAUCUGCUCCCGACCUGCCUACUCUUUCUACUAGCGUCAAAGAGCGCAAAAAAAGGAAGUUACAGGAUGACGACGAGGAUGUAAUGGUCCUUAUUAAAGGCAUGUUUUCCGACCUUUCGAGCGAACAAGAUGUUCGUUUUCGUAGUCUGCAAACGACUAUUGAUAAAUUGAGAGAAGAAAAUCUCGAGAUGGUCAAAAACAUAGAAUUUAUGUCCACCAAAUAUGACGAUUUUCUGAUGCGAAUCUCGGCUCUGGAGACCGAAAAAAGCCUGGACAAGCGUCUUAUUAGGCAGAUGGAAGAAAAGUUGGAAAGUAUGGAACGGAAAAAUCGUGCAACGGGCAUCGAGAUUCGAAACGUUCCGAGAACCCAAGCCGAGACAAAGGAAGGCCUCUGUGUCAUAGUCCAAAAUAUGGCUCAAGCAAUGGACUUGAAUUUAAAGGAGUCUGAGAUAAAGGAUGUGUAUCGUAUCAAUACCAAAGAUUCAUCCAAUCCGAUAAUAACUGAAUUUACAACAGUUUUGAAAAAGGAAAAAAUAAUCAAAGCGGUAAAAGCAUUUAACAAAAACAAGAAACCAGGGGAAAAACUUAAUACCUCUCAUCUGAAGCUGGAAACCCCCAUGAAACCAGUUUAUGUGUCGGAAACGCUAACACAUAAGACCCAAAGAUUGUUUCACUUGGCUAGAAAUUUCCAAAAAAACUUCAAUUACAUGUUCUGUUGGACUACACACGGAGUUGUAUAUUUGAGGAAAGAUGAAAAGUCUCCCCAGCUGCGUAUCAGCACUGAGGAAGACAUUGAGAAACUCAACAAAAAAGAAUGA